CGGGAUCGCAGAGGUUCAGUUCCUGUUUUGUGUCCCCGGUUAAAUUUGUCCUCUAUACUAAGCACACUUGAGUGUCAAGUACAUCAGGUAAAAAUACAGCAUUUCUGCUACGUACGGGUGUGAUGGCUGGUUUAGUUGAUUUUAAGAAUGAAGAAGAAGUUAAAGAAUUUUUGGACAAUUUGGGAAUAGAAUACAGCUAUCAGUGUCAUAAGGAAAAGGACCCGGAAGGUGGACUACCAAGGAAUUUAAAAGCAGCUUACGAAUGCUUCAUGACGUCUUGUGAAAUAGGUGGGAAGAAGUCAACUGAUGCCUGCCACAAUGUUGGAAUUUUGGCCCAUGAUGGACAAGCAUUGGAUGAUAAGCCUGAUGUAGCAAUUGCCAGAGACUAUUACACAAAAGCUUGCAACAACAACUAUGCACCCAGCUGCUUUAACCUGAGUGCCAUUUACCUCCAAGGAGCACCAGGCAUUCCUAAGGACAUGAACCAGGCACUGCACUAUUCCCUUAAAGCAUGUGAUCUAGGCCACAUCUGGGCAUGUUCUAAUGCCAGUCGAAUGUACAAACUUGGGGAUGGAGUUAGAAAGAAUGACGACAAAGCAGAGAGCUUGAAAAACAAAGCAAAAACAUUAUACCUAGAGCAGAAGGAAGUGACACCACAACUGAAAUUUGGAGAAUGAGUUUUGAAGAAAUGAUUUGAAGUUUGUGUCACUUACAGCAUCUGGAUGCUGGAUACGGUCUGUCUGUCAUUUUGCAUAAAUGGUGAAAUAGAGUGCAGAAUAUUGAAAAACUAUUAUGGAGAUUUUAACGCAAUGAAAAGAAAAAUUUUGUAUUUGUCAGGAACAUGGUGUAACUUGAUUUUCUUUCAGCAGGGCUGAAAUAAGUCUCUUUUCCAUCUCUGAUCAGUUUUCAUGUCAUUAAACAAGACUUUGCAAAUCUGUUAUGAUCAGGA
This is a messenger RNA of Protopterus annectens (West African lungfish), 949 nucleotides long. Its product is annotated as cytochrome c oxidase assembly factor 7A. Gene Ontology annotation, cellular component: mitochondrial intermembrane space. Gene Ontology annotation, molecular function: protein binding. The record is from RefSeq and is a predicted model, not a curated record. Lineage: Eukaryota; Metazoa; Chordata; Ceratodontiformes; Protopteridae. Bases 123 to 677 code for a protein of 184 amino acids. The transcript is spliced from 2 exons.